Frieseomelitta varia is the source of this 4555-nucleotide messenger RNA. Its product is annotated as zinc finger E-box-binding homeobox 1-like. Gene Ontology annotation, molecular function: protein binding. NCBI's taxonomy places the organism in Eukaryota, Metazoa, Arthropoda, Insecta, Hymenoptera, Apidae. Gene Ontology annotation, biological process: regulation of transcription by RNA polymerase II. The transcript has 6 exons. The coding region runs from base 202 to 1782 and encodes 526 amino acids. The record is from RefSeq and is a predicted model, not a curated record. Gene Ontology annotation, cellular component: nucleus.
AAAAGACGUUUAGACAUUUUUCCACGCGAUGACGAAUGACGAUCCGUGUAAAGACGGCUCCCUCGAUUGCGUAAGGAGCUGUUCGUAUUCUCCCAAUGAUUGUCAAUUUUCGUGGUGCCCGCUUCUACUGUGACGUAGCUACUUCGUAACGAGAGGCAAAAAGGGUGCGUUCGGACGACACACGAGCCUAGCCCCUUGCAAAUGCGUGACGGGGUCCACCAACGAAAUUAUGGAUCGGGCCUAGUGAAUAUUGGACGGGUUAUAAUAAUGGGUGAAAAAACAUUCAACCUUACUUGGAACAAUCACCUAGCGAACUUGUCCGGAUUGUUUGAAGGACUCUACAAGAGUGGUUCUUUAACUGAUACAACGUUAGCUUGUCAAGGUGGAAUGUUGAGGGCACAUAGACUGGUCUUGGCAGCAUGUAGUCCAUACUUUGAAAGAGUUUUUAAAGAACAUUAUGGUGAACAGCCAAUUCUUAUUUUGAAAGGUGUUGCAGUUGAAGAAAUGGAAUGUCUCCUGGAUUUUAUGUAUCGUGGCUCAAUCGAUGUUGCUGAAGAACAUUUGCCCUCUUUGAUUAAAACUGCAACAGAUCUAGAGAUUCGUGGUCUUUCCGGUGAGCAGAGGAAUCAAGAAAAUAGUCGUAGUCCUUAUACGAGAGUUGAGACACGGAUGCAACGAUGUCACAUAGAAACGAGAGUUCACACAACGGAGUAUCUGAAAGAACCGUCUGUGAUUCCUUUUUUACCAAAACAGUCUUCCAUAGAAUCAUUAGAAGAUCAUAUCAAGGUGGAAGAAAUUGAGGUUGAAGAUGAUCCAAUGGUGAUCGAUGGGCACGAAGAUACAUUCGACGAACCCUUGCGAUCGGCGGAAACGCAAAUUAGACGUAUGCCACCACCAAUGUAUAAACGAGAAACAAGAUUUAAAGGCCAAAAAAGAGUUUCUGUGGGACGUUCAACAAGAAACAAUGAUGUAUUAGAAUUCAGAUCAAAGGAGCGCAUAGCUUCAAAGGAAGAAUCUACGAGGGAAAGCUACGAAGAUUCAUCGAACACGGUUAAAUCUGACUCGAAUUUUAACAAUGCAUCUGCAGAUCCUACGGUACCGGAUAUACAGAUGAACGACGACUUACAAGAACGAGAUGAAAGUCUGGAUUCUUCAAAGAGCACAGAUGAUAAUUCAAGAUUAACUAUCAAAAAGAAGGGCGACUGCCCUACGAAGAGAUCAGGAUUAAACGAAGGAAAAGAUGCUAGACCGAUGCAAACAAAUGCAAAAGCGCAAUAUAAACCUUUCUCCUGCGACCUAUGUACUUUAGCCUUUACGAGAGCUUCUCAUUUGGCCAGACACAGAAGAGUUCACACGGGUGAACGACCAUUCGCUUGCAACAUUUGUCCUCGAAUGUUUGCUAGACAGGAUAAAUUGAAACAGCAUUUGGAUUCGCAUUUACAGUGGCCAAAAAGAAAAAAUAACUUGUCGAAUUCAAGUUGUCAAUCAGCCCCCUCUGUACCUGCUAAAGGGAAAAGGGGUAGACCUCGAAAGGUAAAUUUAGAACAGUCGGCCAUGGAAGAAAUUUUAAAAUUCGGCGAAUUUAGUUCUCUCUUGAACAAAUCCCAUUCGGCGAAUGCGACGGACAAAAAUGAAGAUUUCGCUUCCACUGAAAAUGAAGCAAAAAUCAAAGAGCAAGAAGAGGAUGCUGCGGAAGAAGGAAACGAAGAUAAGGAUAAGGACAUAAACAAAGAUAAAGACAAUUAUGGCUGUCAAGUUGAAAAUGGUCAAGAUAUUGUUUAAGUAAUUUCCGUUUAUUAUCUUCCGUGCUUUUACAAAAAAUAUUUUUCUAUGGGUAAGAAAUCACGUGAUUAAAAAGUGAUGGAAAUUACUGAGCUUUUUCGAUCAACGAUACGAUCUAAAUACUUUUCUUGAUCUUUCUUCAUUCAACGUUUGAUAGUGAGAUAAAUAUAAACUAUAAAUUCAUUAGCAUACUUUGAGAUGCUAACAAAACUUUACGUGCAAUAUAAUUCUUGAUUCUCGAUGUUCAUUCUUUCCCAAAGAAAAUUUGUAUUCUUUGAAUUAGUGAAAUAAAUAAAUAAGAUCGUAAAUUGGUUAAAAGUUAUAAUUCAUAUUUAUAUACAUACGUAAGAUAAAUAUGCAACGAUAUGUACUGGAAACAUUUUCACUGUAUACAAGAACAUUAAUUAGAAAUUGUCAUUUCAAAUUGAAACGCUAAUGGAAUGAAAGUGAUUGUUGUGAAACGAUUGUUACUCUUAUACAACUCGUCUUAUACAAUAUUUGUUUGACUUUUGUAUAUUCUUUAAAAUUAUGUCACUGUAAAAUCAGUUCAUGAUGUCGAUAUUUACAUAACUCAUAUGAAAAGUGUGCAAUGUUUAUUUAGAUUACCGUUUUAAGGUAUAAAUAAAUUGGUUUAUUACACGUGCAACAAGUCAUUCAAAAUUCAUGUAAGAAUUAAGAAACAACUGAAAAUGAUUUCUAUAAAUAGGCAUUCAAUAAAUAGCAUAAAAUAUCUAACGUAUUUUUUAAAGAAAUAACACUUAUAAGUAAUACUACAAAUAAUAAUUGCGUAUAAAAUCAUGCGAACUUAUUAAAUUUAUUUUUUAUUUAUAAACGUAUAAUAUAGUUUUGACACUUAAAAUUCGUGUCCCUCGUUUUUUAUGUACAUCGCGCGUGUCCUUUUUCGAUCUCGUCAUAGAAACGAAAUAACUUUAUGAAGGAAACUUACCAAAUAAUUUUGACUUUCGUAGAUAUUUAUUUAUUAAGAUUCGUGGUAUUCUUGUUAUAGAUUAAAUAGAAAUUUGUUCAAAAGAGUACCUGAAGCACCUAUGUUAGAUGUGAGACUAACUGAUGGUGAACACAGGCCAUGUAGAAAAAUAAUAAACAAUUUUUAUCUCCCAUUUUCUAAGAUGGUUGUUUAGGUACUGAUAAGUCGAAUUCUACGACGAUUCACUGUCGUAUAAUACGAUAUUUCUAUCGUAUGAUAAGAUUAGGAAAAAAAAUUUAUGUUGAGAACUCGACCAAAUUACUUAAGCUGGGAGACUGUGGUAUGGUUUGCAUUGUGAAACUGUUUAACUGAUUAAAGCUUAAGUUACAGAAUUUAUUUGCGUUCUUAGAAUACGAAGAUAAUUAUCAAUUUAGGGAAAUAUUUUAUUACGUAAAUGCAUAUUGUGUUAUUCAUUUUUUAGUUCGUUUUGAUAUUCUUUCUAUAUUUAUUUGUUAUUCAAUUAUAUACAUAUCUUUAAAUAAUUUUUCAAUAUUUAAAAAGAUUCAUUAUUUUCAACUAUAUUAUUUCGAUUGUUGUGCAGCAAAACCAAUAUAUGUAUUUAUAUUUCUAAUAUACGCCUUUAAAUAUAGGCCUAACAAAAGUUGGAACUAUUUAAAUGCCUAAAAAAUGUUUUAAUGUCCAUCAUAUUAUAAGAAGGAAAGCAACAUUUUUCUUUUCAACUUUUCAUGCAAACGCAAAGCGUUGAAAUUCUUUUGAAGGAAUAUAUUUCUCUGAAUUUAUAAUUAUAAAAUAUAUGCAGUUAAAUGUACGGCAGUGCAAACUACAUCUAUGCGUAGAUGAGGCUCAACAAUUCUUAGAGCCGAAAAAAGAAAUGUAGCUUCAAAUAUUUUGUUAUACACGCGAUUAUUAAACACGUCAAGUACAAAUGUCCAAAUAUUAGAAUAUACAUGUGCGUAAGUGUGUGUGCCUGUCGUACUAUAAAAGAAAAUAAGAGAAAUAGCAGUAUAGAUAUAACGUUCAAAAAUUGGCGGAAGUAAUUCUUUUCCGUUCAUACUAAUGAAACUUGUUAAUCUAUUUUUGUUUCUUUCUCUAUUCAGAUACAAUAAUGUAGCUUCUUGAACGACUUUCGAUUAAUCAAUGUUUUUUGUGUUUUUGUUUUUAUAAUUUUAUAAAUAGAUAUAAUUGCGUUUAUUUAAACAACUGUAAUUCGGUGAUUUUGACUAAAUGAAACAAUUUGAUGCUUAAAAUAUGGAAUAAUAUGCAUUUAUAUUUAUCGAUAUUGUUAUUUAUUCGCAUCAAUUUGCCAUUUGUUUAUCCACUUUUACGUUAAAAAAAUACAUUUUCGUUAAUUUUUUCUCUUAUGAGAAAAUUAUUGAUAAGAAAAUAGCAAAUCACCAUUGAUUCCAUGUUUUAAGUAUAAAAUAAAAACGAAACGAUAUUGCAAGUAUGGAAAUUGAAUCGACCAUUAAUUUUGAUAAAUUUUACAAAAACCAGUCUUUAUAGAAUAAUAUAGAAUAACAUAUUACAUAGUAUGUGUUGAUGCCAUCCGAAUUGUAUCUUUCUGUAACAUCGGUUGUUGUUGUUGUACGAAUUGCAUUUUGUUUCGUUAAAUUCUUGUUGCUCGAUCUACCAGUGUUAUACCUCCUGCAUUAUAACUUUUAUUAUGGCAAUGUGCAAUUAUUUCAGCGAUACGACUCUUUGGUCUGCCGCGGCAAUUUACGAGUACUUGGUGCAAUCCAUUAGUGUCCAGAAGGUCGUACGCGCGUCUUCAUAUCUUACAGUGUAUAUUGUGUAGCAUGUGUAAAUAAAUUCUAAAGUCAAUGUCUA